AAAUUAAGGAUGACUUAGACUUUUUUAUGGCAACUUGGGAGGAAGGUAUACGAACCAUUGAAAAAGAAUCUGGAAGAUAUAAACGGUCACGCACUAAGUCAUGCGUUGAUCUUAUAAAAUUGCACAGUCCUUCGGAUGACCUAAAAAAG
This is a messenger RNA of Dentiscutata heterogama, 149 nucleotides long. The record is from the annotation of a GenBank genome assembly. Lineage: Eukaryota; Fungi; Glomeromycota; Glomeromycetes; Diversisporales; Gigasporaceae.